GAGAAAGUCGUCCAGUAAGACGUUCGCUCUGACCCGUUACAGUGUGAUUAGAAACUAGGUUAAAGGAGGGCGACUGCUGUGUGUGUGUUUUUAACGCCGUCCCCUCCCAGUGUAAUAAUAUGUGGGACCGGGUGUCUUUGGAGUGCGAUAACUGGGACGAGGCUGAAACAGACACCGCUUAUUAGUGCAGUGUAACGGUUGCUAGUUCUGGCUAGCUAGCGAGCUCUUAGCCAAUAAGUCUCCUGUAAAAUAAGACGAGUCAAUAAGCUAAAUCCAACAAGGAGUAGCCAAAGGACCUUGAGGGGACACCAGGAUGAAAUUUGCGGAGCAUCUUUCGGCUCAUAUCACUCCGGAGUGGAGGAAACAAUACAUCCAAUAUGAGGCGUUUAAGGAGAUGCUGUAUGCGGCCCAGGAUCAGGCGCCCUCCAUAGAAGUCACAGAUGAAGACACCGUCAAACGAUAUUAUGCCAAGUUUGAAGAGAAGUUUUUCCAGACCUGUGAGAAGGAACUUGCCAAAAUCAACACUUUCUAUUCAGAGAAACUGGCGGAGGCGCAGAGGCGCUUCGCGACCCUACAGAACGAGCUGCAGUCGUCUCUGGACGCGCAGCGCGAGAGCAACGCUCCAGGCCUGCGCCGGCGUCACAAGACCGUGUUCCACCUGUCGCACGAGGAGCGCGUCAAAUACCGCAACAUCAAGGACCUGCAGCUGGCCUUCAGCGAGUUCUACCUCAGCCUCAUUCUCCUGCAGAACUACCAGAAUCUGAACUUCACCGGUUUCCGGAAGAUUCUGAAGAAGCAUGACAAGAUCCUGGAGACCUCCCGCGGUGCGGACUGGAGAGUGGCCCACGUGGAGGUGGCCCCGUUCUACACCUGCAAGAAGAUCACCCAGCUCAUCUCUGAGACUGAGGCCCUGGUGACCACGGAGCUGGAGGGAGGGGACCGGCAGAAGGCCAUGAAGAGGUUGAGAGUGCCCCCGCUGGGAGCAGCGCAGCCGGCCCCUGCCUGGACCACCUUCCGCGUGGGGCUGUUCUGCGGGGUGUUCAUGGUCCUGGCCGUGUCCUUCAUCCUCAGAGGCGCGGUGCUGACGCAGCUCGAGGACCCGGGCCGCAGCAACGUGUGGCCCCUGGUGCGCAUCUACCGCGGCGGCUUCCUGCUCAUCGAGUUCCUCUUCCUGCUGGGCAUCAACACCUACGGCUGGCGGCAGGCCGGAGUCAACCACGUGCUCAUCUUCGAGCUGAACCCCCGCAGCAACCUGUCCCACCAGCAUCUGUUUGAGAUUGCCGGGUUCCUGGGGGUUCUGUGGUGCAUCAGCAUCUUGUCCUGCCUGUACUCGGAAUACACCUACAUCCCCAUGCAGGUCAACCCGCUCAUACUCUACGGCUUCAUGCUGCUCUUCCUCAUCAACCCCUUCAAGACCGGCUACUACAAGUCCCGCUUCUGGCUGCUGAAGCUGCUGUUCCGUGUGUUCACGGCUCCCUUCCACAGGGUGGAGUUUGCAGACUUCUGGCUGGCCGACCAGCUCAACUCCCUGGUGUUUGUGCUGAUGGACCUGGAGUACCUGGUCUGCUACUACAGCUUCGAGCUCAACUGGGACACAAAGAAAGGACUGCUGUCUCACAACCGGGAUGACAUGGUGUGCCACAGUUACUCGUACGGGGUCCGUGCCAUCAUCCAGUGUCUGCCGGCCUGGUUCCGCUUCGUGCAGUGCCUGCGCCGUUACCGUGACACCAAGCGCGCCUUCCCUCACCUGGUCAACGCCGGCAAAUACUCCACCACCUUCUUCGUGGUCACGUUUGCGGCUCUCUACAGCACUCACAAAGCCCGUAACCAUGACGACGCGGAGGUCUUCUUCUACCUUCUCAUCGUCUUCUCGGUGAUCAGCUCCUGCUACACCCUGAUCUGGGACCUGAAGAUGGACUGGGGCCUGUUUGACCGCGGCGCCGGGGAGAACACCUUCCUGAGGGAGGAGAUCGUGUACCCGCAGAAAGCGUACUACUACUGCGCCAUUGUGGAAGACGUGAUCCUGCGAUUCGCCUGGACCAUCCAGCUCUCUCUCACCACCAUGAAGGUCUUCCCCUCCAUCGCUGACAUCUUAGCCACCAUCCUGGCACCCCUGGAGGUCUUCAGGCGCUUUGUGUGGAACUUCUUCCGGCUGGAGAACGAGCACCUGAACAACUGCGGCGAGUUCCGGGCGGUGAGGGACAUCUCGGUGGCUCCGCUCAACGCGGACGACCAGACCCUGCUGGAGCAGAUGAUGGACCAGGAGGACGGCGUGCGCAACCGGCAGGGCAAGAAGAGCUGGAAACGCAGCUACAGCCUGUCUCUGCGACGGCCUCUCCUGUCCUCACAAUCUAAGACCCGUGACACCAAGGUGUUGAUAGAGGACACUGACGACGAGGCGUACUCAUGAGCCUGUGGGGCCCGCUCGAUGCCUGGGGCCACACUCUCCAGCCUGCUGUCCGAACAGAGCAUCACAGAGCUGCCUCUCUGCACCUUCUGCUCACUCACACACACACACACUCACACACACAUCUCAGAUACACACAGACUCACACAUACACGUACGCGUACACACACACACACACACACACACAUCUCAGAUACACACACACUCACACACACACACACACACACACACACACAUCUCAGAUACACACACACUCACACAUACACGUACACGUACACACACACACACACACACACAUCUCAGAUACACACACACUCACACAUACACGUACACGUACACACACACACGCACACACACACACACACACACACAGACACUCACACACACAUCUCGGAUACACUCACACACGCACACACACUCACACACACACACACACACACACACACACAUAUAUCCCUUAGACACACUAACAUCAAGCACUCCCAUAGACAGACAUACACACACGCGCACACACACACACACACACACACACACUGAUGUUCAGUGCACUAACCCAGAGACACACUAACAUCUCAUAGACACAGAGGCACACACAUUGUCACAUAGAAAUGAUAAUAGUCACAGACACAAGCAGUUGUACAACCAGGCAUAUACGUAAUCUUAUUUGAUCAGACAUGUAUAUACAUAUGUACACACACUCACUGACAUACAUUUGGAAAAGCAACCCAUCCCUUGGAUUUUCCUACAACACAUUUUUUUAAUUCAACAUUUGUGCACAUUAUUUUUAUUUUUAUUUUUUCAUCUAUUUUUUUUGUUUGUAUAUUUGUUUAGGGGUUUAUCUCGCCAACUAUUUUUGAAGAUUCAUACAUAACAAGCAAAUGACUGUUUACAAACCUUUAUAUAUCUAUAUAUCAGGAUCAACAGGGAGAAGAUAUUAAUAAUCAAAAGACUAAUAUGAAUAAUAAGACAACAGAGCAUGGACUCAGAAACCAGACAAUAACCACGCCUCAUCCGGAAACCGUUUCUCACUGAUGGAUUUUUGGGAGGGUUUUCUUUGAUGUUGCUUUUUUAAUCUUGUUGAAUCAUAUCGUCUUUACGUUGUCAUGGAGUCAGUGUACAUCCCUGGAUGCACUUGCAGGAAAAGUGCGCGAAAUACCAAGCAACUAACGGGAAAAAAGCCCACACAUACUUUUCAUAGUUUAUUUCAAAUUUUUUGAUGUACAUUGUCCUAACUUUUGCUGUUUUUAUGUGUUAUUGUUAUUUAUGAAAAGGAGAAUGGCUUGAGCAUCUGUGCAAUGUGUAAGUGUUUUAAAAGGUGACAGCUGAGUUUCGGCUUUUGCUUUGCUGACUGAAGAGUGAAAGACUUUUAUCUGGGUGUUUAAAAAACCUUCAGGUGGCCCAAAUUCAGCCAUGUUCCAGAGAGCAGGCCCCGCCCAAACACCUGCCUGUCGCAGCUCUGGACCAAUGAAGGGUUCCGAGUUCAUCGCUUAAGGAAAAACUGCAUCCACCUUCUGGAAUGUUGGUCUUGCCAAAGUGAAUGUGAUGCUACCAUGGUCUAGUCAGAGAGCUGAAUAGGUGAUCAGGUUUCUUUCAGGCACCGAAAGUAGUGUUGCAGAUAAAUCGCUGAUUUGUGUAACGUUUUUCUUGCCAAAAAUGUAAUGAAAAUGUCCUUUUUGUUGUGAUAACUCUAAAUGUUAAAUUUGCUGUUGAAAAAGGCGCAUAGCCAUUGCCAUUUAGUUAAACUGAUCCUAACAUCUAUUUCACAAAGAUCGGUGUUUGUUGAAGUUGAGUUUUUGCCGUUUCAAAAUCACUUCACUUCUUUAUAUUUAUUAACGUAUGAGCCAGGGCAGCACAGUCUUGUAUAACUGUGUUUUUGUAGCCAAAACUUAAUUUUGGCAAGACGUUUUUGUAUUACUUUCUGUAUAUACAGUACAAUAUUUAGAGAUGGGUAGGUUUGCGUUACUUUGGAAGAGUAACCAGUCUAUUUUGUCAUCAGUAGAAUUGAAAACAUGAUAGUCUUAGUCAUUUUGUAUUUCUUCUGGGAAAUCUAGUUUGGACUGCCAGGCUUUUGGGUGGUAAUGAAACCUCCAUUUUAAUUAAUCUUGUGUAAUUACUCAGUGUCAAAACAAAUGGUUAAUAUGUAUGCAGAGGUGUUCUUGUCUGUAUAGCGGUCAGGUAGCUUUGUGGCCAACAUUUUUCUGCUCUGUGAAGGUCUCCUAUUUCACAGCUCUGCCGGUUUUCACAUGUUGUUUUAUCAGACUUGUACCAGGCUCUAGUAACCCUAAAUAAUGGUCACUUGCACUGAAGGUGGUUCUGCUGUUUGCAGAACAUGGACCAAUCCUGUACUAGGCCUUUGACAGUUUUUCACCAUUCAUGUCUGCCUGUCUCCUCAUCCACGCGUCAUCCAAUUUUGUCAAAUUUCGGAUGCAUUCCCUUCAUUUCGCAUUACAGCCGAUUACUCUGUCCUUUUCUGUAGAAGUUUGCCAAGGCUAACAUUCGUAUGACUGCGCUGCUUUUAUAAGACCAGGGCAUUGAAUGAAACGUACAGGACAUAUUUCUGUGUGGCGGCCGUUCGGAUCGGUCUGCUUUUCCCGUGCACCUGUCUUUGUGUGUGCAGUCCUUUUUCAGACUGUCUGAUCGACCUGGGGACCAAGAGGAGAACCCUCAUUGUGCAGACUGAGCCUGUGGCAAUGACAGGGAGGAAUAGAGACGAGUUCGAUUUUAGAUGGUGUUUCUUUAGGUUGUGUUCUGCUGAGAUACCGUGUUCUUCGUUACUCAGUCAAUGAAAGUUGAGGUCUGUUGAGUUUCCUUUGAAAUGUUUGUUUGAGGGUGAAUAUGAGUGAUUCCUGUUCUCUGUGCUGAUAAUGAUGAACAUUCUGGAAUACCCACUAAAAAGAAAUAUGACUGCAGUUUUUCACCAAAGGGAGAGGAUACUCAACUCCUGUUUUUUCCUCUCCUCCCAUGCCACCUGAAGGACAUUUAAACAUCCAGGAAUAUCCUCAAUGUCAAAUGCGUUGCUGGGCACAUAGUUGCUACAGCUGGUGUCAAAUACGUAGGUGUGUACUUGUUUGUAUUGAGGAAAAAAACACUUGAGGGCUUGGGAGUCUGUAUAUAAUAUGCCAUAUCCACUCUCCACUGCCCAAGCCUCAACGAUCAAAUCUGCUGGUCUGUCCUGACGUUUCAAGUAGCACAAUAAAUGAACAUGAUUUAAAGAGUAGAUAGUGUUUAUGAAGGUGUGAGCUCAGCGGGCCACCGUAAGGUUUGGCACACUGAGGUGGGGAACUUCAGAAUGUCUGUUUAACCGCAUAAUGAUGUUCCCCUUCCGCUCACAGUGGAUAUUUGUUUAAUAAUUGCAGUUAGUAAUUGAUGAGAUAUUUUCCUGCACAAUAAGUUUGUGAAGUGGUCAACUGUAUAUGGUAAUUUGGGAAAAUGCACUUGGCAACCUUUCUGUUGGUUUCACUGUAAGCAGAGAAAAGGGUAAUGCUGAUGAUAUAUUUCAAUUUAUCCAGGAGGUGAGGGUUUGAAUGAUUAUAUGUUAUUGUUGAUAUUAAUAUUCUACCAUGCAUGCUCAUUAAGGAGACUCUUAGAGCUAUGAAAAUUGUUAAUGGAAACGGUCACAGAAAUGUUUAGAAAUGUAAUUUAUUUGAGCAUAGAAGUGUGGUAUCUGUCCUUAUUCUCCACCUGUUGGGUGUUUGAUAAAAGUGUACAUUUUAGCAGUGGUACAUGAUACAUUGCCCCUUUUGCUUCCGUCAUAUUUAGGAGACUUACCCAGUAAACAUGACCCGUGUGGCCCUACCUCAUAUCUGCAUAACAAAGGGCCACUAAGAAUGCUUUAGCAUUAACUAUCAACAUCUGGCUUGGUCUUAUUGUGGUUUGUUCUUUGACAAAGACUGGCACUAGUUGUUGAGCUGAAGUACCGGUCGCUGGUCAUUAGCUGCUGACACACUUCCGCUCUCAUUUUUACUCAUUUUGUGUAUUCAAGCUAGGGGUUGGAAUUUGGGUAGUUUGGCUUGUAAUAGAUUUGCCACAGUUGGCUCCAGACACUGUAACGUAUGCUGGAGGUUAUUCAUUGAGACCUCCAGAAUGCCAGCAUCGGCUCCUGACUGUUAACAUGCUGUUGAAAUGUAGUGUUGCAUUACUGGACUCACAACAGCGAACUACAUUCCUCAGCGUCCAACAGUGGACCGACGGGUCAUGUUUGCAGGGUAAUCCUUCUGUUUUAUGGACGUAGGGGCCCUGUGACUUUCUCCAGCUGGAUCCACAUUUGAAUUAGAGAGCUGAAAAUGCAACUGAUGGCACAUGCACAAGUGGCCAAGGAACCUCUUAAUUUAAUACCUAUUGUCUGCAGAAAUGUGUCCUGAAUACAAGAUGCAAAUUAUUUCAUUUUUCUCACAUGUAUAUCAGGGGCUGAGAGACCGAGUUGGUUGCCCUUUGCUCUGGUUGGCAGGGGAUAUCUGAACCCUGCAGAAUGCCAAAGGUCUUUUCAAAGGGAAUCAACUCCGGUCCAUCUCUGGACUCCACUGAAAUCCCACGGCAUGGCCUAUACAGUGUCACCUCCCUGUACCUACAGCACACAGCGGGAUUUAAAGUGCACAUACAGGAAGUCAGGUGCCCUUUAAAUUGCUGUACGCAAGGGCAACAAUUGGAGGAUACCAACACAAGUAUUUUCUGUUCAUCAUCCAAUUGUUGCCGUUAAUCAAAGGCACAUCAGUGUGUGCUAUUAAUUACCUGGGCAUUUAACUGGGUUUAACACUUUAUGAAUAAAUGUCCUGUAAGCAAGUGAUGUUUUAUAAAUUAACGGGCUUUCUUUAAUCUGUCCUUCAGUUGCUCUAGUAACUGAGGGAUAGUUUUAUGUGCGCUUAGAUUCUAAAAGAUAUUAGCAGGCUGAUUCCCUUCCUGGCAUGUGCCAUUCUAAGUAAAAGAUCAAAUGUCCUCUAAUGAUCCCAUUUAAAAUUCAGAUAGUUUGAUUGAAGCAUAUUUGAAUAAUAUACCUGUCAAAACACUCUCUUGGGAGUCUUAAGAGCCAGUCUUGUAUGUGAGGAAAUUUUCAGAAAACAGCUGUGGAUUGUUAACAAGAACACCAUGCAUCAGCAAGUAGCUGUAACAAAAUAGAAAUACUUGAUACUUUAAUGUGUUUAAAUGUAUGGGCUUUUUAUUGUUUUUCAUAAAAACUGAUCCACAUCAUUCGAUUUACCGGUGAAAUUAGAUGUGGUGUGGUUGCAAAUGAUUAUGCGUGCUAUCUGAAGAGACAGGACCCGACUGUCUCUUGGAGUAGGCAGUUGGAGUUGGAGGGGGAGGGAGUGAGGUGGUCUAUAAUGCACAAGGGCCAUUCCGGGCCAACUCCAGGAGGUUUCACCACCCCACCUCUCCGAGGUUUUCCGUUUUCUGUGUGUCGGCAGAUAAUGAGAUACGAUUCUUUAAACUUUAAACGGCUCUACCUGGAAAAUGAUAAAGAAAGAUUUAAUCUGAUAAUUGCCUACCAACACACAGAAAAAAAUAUACAAAUCCAAGAUGUGCUGUGGUGCAACCUCCUGCAGUUGGCACGGAAAGGCUCACAAGCUGAAAUAAUAAUCCUCGGGUCUUCCCAUUUUCACUCGUCUCUCUGUUCCUGCUUUGAGCACACGGUGCUAUGGCUCUGGGUUCUCUGCGACUCACUGUUAGACCUCUGCUGUCUUCCCUCCAGCCCACGCCAGUCAGGAGGUGCUUAGAGAUUUGUUGUAUCAUAGCAACCGAAGCCAGAAAAGAAAAGGUACAUUCCAGUCUGCUUCUUUUGUAUUCACACCUGUCCUCAACUCAAGGACAAUGCUGUUGAUGAAAUCAAGGCUUGUGUUUAGAUUAUUUCUGUUCUUUCUCUCUUCUUGUAAUUGAAUUGGAUUUGUUUGAGCCACCGCAGAAGGAACCCCAGGGUGUUGUACAGCUGACCUCUGCCCGUUUUAUUUCUUGGAGACGAUCUGUUGGACACUUAAUUAACCCAUGCAGACAUUUUGAGCUUGCAAUCCCAACACACCGGCAAUGGCAUCUGUUAUACCCUUUGCGAGCACAAUCGUUUUCGGCUGUAACUUUGAAGGUGGGCUGGCCCUUUUCAUGGGAAGCCAGACUUUUCAGAGGAAGGUACUUGGUUCUGUGUUGCCGCCUGCUUUGUCGAUCUGUCUUUCUGUCUUGCACUCUGUGGCUAAGCUGUGUUUCAGUCAUGCAGGCACUGAGUUGGUGUCCAGUGAACAAUGUGUGUGUGUUCUUCCUUGUUGUUGGCUUUUUUUUGUUUUUGUUUUCAUUUUGCUUUGCAUUAUUAGUGCUCUUAAUGCAACAUAGUGGGGAUGAGGGACCCAACAGGUUUCUCAGUAAAAACUCAAUCAAUUCAAUUGUGUAACUUAUUUGGAAUGUAAAAACCAACUACAAGAAAAAGGAUAUACAAUGGCGUGUGCCUUUUUUAGUAGAUUUAUGUGCUGUAGUACUGAUUGUAGACAAAGAGCUGUCCUCAAUCAAGACACUAUAAUAGUAUAUAAUUGUAUUUGUCAUGUUGCUGCUUUAUGUUACCAUUUGUCAAAAUAUUUCAUGAAUACGAGCCAUUUAUUAUGGACAAUUUAACAUGUACAUCAUAGUGACUGCAAACCAACAUACAAAAGUCAUUUAUGUGCCAAGUUUUUGUAUGCUGUGUUUGUUUUUGGUCCCUGUGCAAUCUGAAAUUCUCUAAGGUGAACACCAGAACAGUCACCCUACCCCGUCACCAAAGAGCAUCCUACUGCAAGGUCGCCUUUGAUUUUCUUGUAGUUUUUGCAAUUCAGCGCCUUUUAAAAUAAGACCUUGACACCUCUUCCCCACCCAAAUGCAGGUACACACAUGCACAUUCACCCAGACUGUCCUCAGCCCCUCCCUGUCUCUGACCUGUUUUCACCCCUGACCCCACCCAGACCCAGACUGCAAGCACAAGCCCUCUAUCCCCUUUCAUCAGUUCUGUUUCUGUUGCUUUGCACUGUUGUCUUGCCUGCAUGCUGCUUUCAUUUUAAUUGUACAUAUAUUAAUUUGUUUUUCAUUACGUGGGUAAGAAUCACUAUAAUGGUAAUGAUAUCAUUUUUUUAUUAUUCUUGUUUUUAAAACAAGCAGUAUUUAGGUGAUGAGGAGCAUCUUGAUUGUUCACAAUCCUGCACUCUUUUAGUGUAAUAACUGUCCAACUGUGUACGUGUAAAAAGAAGAAAAUACAGUAAGUUAAUAUGGAAUGUGAUUGGUCUUAUGUUGUUGGUGCUUCUUUCUGAUUUUUCCUGGCUCCUUCAUCUCCAAGGCUUGUGUCUAGGGCAGGUGGAGGGAGGGGGUUAUGUGCAAACCUCAUUCUGGAAAGUGCUGACAUUUAAAAAUCAAAAAGCAGGGGAACUUCUUUUACUAUCUAUGAAUGGAAAAAAAAAAAACAAUUACAUGCAUUAUUGAGUAAAAACUGACCAAAUGAACUAUGUGCGGUCAGUGGUGGGAGAACUCUUCAAGCUUCAAGUUUGAGGGUUAUUUUGUAGAUUUUUUUUCUUUUUUGCACAAAAAGACUUGAAUGAUACAAGCCCUGAUAUCACUUUUUCUUACUGGGGGAAAGCCCCUCUGAUCUGUUGAUUAUAUUGCUUGCUAAAUCCAUGAUGUUUAGUGCUUGAUAUCUCUCUGCAUCUUUACUUCUCGAUGUUGUACUCUUUCUUUCUAAAAUAGAUGACUGUGACAAUGUUUGUAGUUAAUAGAUGGUUGUACCUAAAAAAGGUUAAAAAAAAAAAAACGUUAAAAAAAAAACUUAUGUGGUUAUGUGUUUAGAGACAUUUUUAAAAAGAAAAGUUGAAAGGAAAUGUCUUACAAUCCCCCUUUUGCAGAGUAGUUUGUACCCGUUGAGUGUAUUGCGCUGUACUAUGAUGGUUUUACUGAUGGUCUGAUUUGUAUUUCUGUAUACACUUUGGUGAUCCUGUCAUAUCUGGGUUUUAUAAACCACGCUUAUUUUUAAAGUGUA
Conger conger (European conger) is the source of this 10376-nucleotide messenger RNA. RefSeq names its product xenotropic and polytropic retrovirus receptor 1a (gene xpr1a). Gene Ontology annotation, molecular function: inositol hexakisphosphate binding. Lineage: Eukaryota; Metazoa; Chordata; Actinopteri; Anguilliformes; Congridae. Gene Ontology annotation, biological process: phosphate ion transport; cellular response to phosphate starvation. The record is from RefSeq and is a predicted model, not a curated record. Gene Ontology annotation, cellular component: plasma membrane; Golgi apparatus; cytoplasm. The transcript is spliced from 15 exons. Bases 314 to 2410 code for a protein of 698 amino acids.